AUGGCGGCGGCGGCCGCCCCGGCGGGUGGCGCGGGGCGCUCGAAGGUGGCCCCGAGUGUAGACUUUGACCACAGCUGCUCGGACAGCGUCGAGUACCUCACCCUCAAUUUCGGGCCCUUCGAGACCGUGCAUCGCUGGCGUCGCCUCCCACCCUGCGACGAGUUCGUGGGGGCCCGGCGCAGCAAACACACCGUGGUGGCUUAUCGGGAUGCGAUCUACGUGUUCGGCGGCGACAACGGGAAGACGAUGCUGAACGAUCUGCUGCGCUUCGACGUGAAGGACUGCUCGUGGUGCAGGGCUUUCACAACGGGGACGCCACCAGCACCACGGUACCACCACUCUGCUGUGGUCUACGGGAGCAGCAUGUUUGUGUUUGGUGGUUACACUGGAGAUAUCUAUUCCAAUUCUAACCUGAAGAAUAAAAACGACCUCUUUGAGUAUAAGUUUGCAACUGGGCAAUGGACAGAGUGGAAGACUGAGGGAAGGUUGCCAGUGGCCAGGUCAGCUCAUGGUGCGACAGUUUACAGUGACAAGCUGUGGAUCUUUGCUGGAUAUGAUGGCAAUGCACGAUUAAAUGACAUGUGGACAAUAGGCCUGCAGGACAGAGAGCUGACCUGCUGGGAAGAGAUUGAACAAAGUGGUGAAAUUCCUCCUUCCUGUUGUAAUUUUCCCGUGGCAGUUUGCAAAGACAAGAUGUUUGUUUUCUCUGGCCAGAGUGGAGCAAAGAUUACCAAUAACCUCUUCCAGUUUGAAUUCAAGGAAAAGAUCUGGACACGGAUCCCCACGGAGCACCUGCUGCGGGGCUCGCCGCCCCCUCCCCAGCGGCGAUACGGACACACAAUGGUGGCCUUCGACCGGCACCUCUACGUCUUCGGGGGGGCUGCAGACAACACGCUGCCCAACGAGCUCCACUGCUACGACGUGGACUCCCAGACCUGGGAGGUCAUCCAGCCCAGCCCAGACAGUGAGUUACCCAGUGGGAGACUCUUCCAUGCGGCAGCAGUUAUCUCGGAUGCUAUGUACAUCUUUGGUGGCACAGUGGACAAUAACAUCAGAAGUGGAGAGAUGUACAGAUUCCAGUUUUCUUGUUACCCUAAAUGCACUCUCCAUGAAGACUAUGGAAGGCUGUGGGAAAACAGACAGUUCAGUGACUUGGAGUUUGUUUUGGGAGAGAAGGAGGAGCGAGUCCGAGGGCACACUGCGAUCGUCACUGCUCGCUGCAAGUGGCUGAAAAAGAAAAUCAUGCAAGCCAGGGAGAGGGUGAAACAGAAAUCAAAACAAGACAUUGAAGAGGAGGGACACACCACAUGCCAGAAGGAUGGGAUUGGUGGGAAUGUCAAGCUGUGCCGACUGCAGCCACUACUGGAAGUGCCCAUCCGAGAGGCUGAGGCCCAGCCCUUUGAGGUGCUCAUGCAGUUCCUGUACACAGAUAAGAUAAAGUAUCCCCGCAAAGGUCAUGUGCAGGAUGUGUUACUCAUUAUGGAUGUGUACAAACUGGCCUUAAACUUCAAGCUCUCUCGGCUGGAACAGCUCUGCCUUCAGUAUAUUGAAGCAUCUGUAGAUCUGCAGAACGUGCUCAUUGUGUGUGAGAAUGCUAACAAGCUUCAGCUGGAUCAGCUAAAGGAACAUUGCCUGAACUUUGUGGUGAAGGAAUCCCAUUUUAAUCAAGUCAUAAUGAUGAAGGAGUUUGAACAUCUUUCUUCAUCCCUCAUUGUGGAGAUUGUCCGGAGAAAGCAGCAGCCUCCUGUCCGAACGCACUCUGACCAGCCACUCGACAUUGGAACAUCUUUAAUUCAGGACAUGAAGGCUUACCUGGAAGGAGCUGGGACUGAAUUCUGUGAUAUCAUCCUGCUCCUAGAUGGGCACCCACGGCCAGCCCACAAAGCCAUCCUGGCAGCUCGCUCCAGUUACUUUGAAGCCAUGUUCCGUUCCUUCAUGCCAGAAGAUGGGCAAGUGAACAUUUCUAUAGGAGAAAUGGUUCCCAGCAAGCAAGCAUUUGAGUCCAUGCUUAGAUACAUCUAUUAUGGAGAAGUGAACAUGCCUCCUGAGGACUCCCUAUACCUCUUUGCAGCACCUUACUACUAUGGCUUCUCCAACAACAGGCUCCAGGCCUACUGUAAGCAGAACCUGGAAAUGAAUGUCACGGUGGAGAAUGUGCUCCAGAUUUUAGAGGCAGCUGACAAGACCCAGGCCCUGGACAUGAAGAGGCACUGCCUGCACAUCAUCGUUCACCAGUUCACCAAGGUCUCCAAGUUGCCAAAUCUCCGCUCGCUCAGUCAGCUCCUCCUCCUUGACAUCAUAGAUUCCUUAGCUACCCACAUCUCAGACAAGCAGUGUGCAGAGCUGAGCGCAGACAUAUGACAUGCCUUGGUAAUCCACCUUCUCAUUUUUUCCUGAAAAACACAGGCACUUUAGAGCUGGCUCUGGUUUACUGUUACGUGUGGAGUAGCUCAGUGUCUGCACACUACAGCAGGCCUGGAGGAGCAGGGACAGCUGAGGCGCUCUCUCUGGAUUUUCUGGGUUUGUACCUUUGUGCAGCGUUUGGACUUUGUUACAUUUGUUACCCAAAUGUAGACUUGAAAUCCUUGCGGGCCUGAAUUAAUUCCACGUGGUUUGGGGAGUUACUAAGUUCAUAAUCAAGCCCAUUAUUACUUUCAUACUGUAAAAUCAAGCAGUCAGGAGUAAGAGUCUCUAAUCCUUUGAAACACAAUAUUUAAAAAUACUAUUUAAAGAGCUUCAGCUGACGCAGCCCCAAGGGCUGUAAGGGGAAGUCAGAACGAAACUGGGAGCAAGAGCACGUGUUGUUCACAGGGAGACUGGACCUUGGACCAGAAUGCAUUGACUUUUCAGAGCCUCCAUGGUGUGGAUUAACAGAUAAACCCCUGUGCAACUGCCCAGAUUGGUGGGCUGUGGGAAUCCAGACCUAUGCUCUGCAGCAGGUCAGACUGGAAGAUUAUAGCAGUCCUCUCUGACCAUCAAAUCCAUUAAUCCUGUCUUGCUAAGCCUUUCUAAAUCUAUUUGUUAAUAAAGAAUGAACAUCUCCUGGCAUUUCAUUAUUAACUUGGAUUUCAUUUUGGAAAAAACUAAGCAAAAAACGUUCUGCGCUUGAUGAAAGUCACAUUGUUAAAAAUAAGUGUGUUACAUCUUGUUACU
Molecule: messenger RNA, 3153 nt
Organism: Pseudopodoces humilis (Tibetan ground-tit)
Lineage: Eukaryota; Metazoa; Chordata; Aves; Passeriformes; Paridae
Gene: LZTR1
Product: leucine zipper like post translational regulator 1
Cellular component (GO): Golgi apparatus
Molecular function (GO): protein binding
Source: RefSeq, a predicted model, not a curated record